Molecule: messenger RNA, 5750 nt
Organism: Sander lucioperca (pikeperch)
Lineage: Eukaryota; Metazoa; Chordata; Actinopteri; Perciformes; Percidae
Product: zinc finger FYVE domain-containing protein 1-like
Exons: 11
Coding region: 1477-3837 (786 amino acids)
Molecular function (GO): zinc ion binding
Source: RefSeq, a predicted model, not a curated record
UCCAACUAAGACCAAGAUGUUAUUAUUUCACAUUGUCUGUAUCUUAUUUAUUUGUAUGCGUCAGAAGAGCACAAAAAACACUAAAGAAAAAACACAAGUUAAACACAAGUUCAAUUGCACAACUUAUCUCCAAAGAAAUCUUAAAUAUGUGGUUGUGCUUCUUGCUUUCAUCUUGUAAAACUUGGUGGUAUGUCACUGUGCUUUGGGGUUAAGCUGAUUUCAGUGCCAGAAAGACUGGAUGCGAAAAAUGUACCUUUUCCCCUCCCUCAACAUUACAUACAAGACACGUAAACCCUGCAGCCCUGCAGACAAAAGUUAUAGCCUAUAAUUAGGUUAUAGCAGUUAUUGUUUAAAAGUUCAAUUCAUUGAGUUAAAUAGCAAACAAGUUUGAUUUUGAGCACAUGAAAACAUUUUGGAAGCGUCACAGAAUCUGUCGACUCAGUCUGUCUGGUGGAACUACGUUUCCCAUCAUGCAUCCGCAAGUUACCCUCCUCUGACCCUGUGACUGAAAAUAAUCUGAUCAGCUGAUCUGACCUGGCAACAAAAUAACGUAGCUAGAGAAGUCUGCCAGGGAGGGGGCUGAGGAACAAAACAAUGACACUGCUCGGAAGGAUUCAAAUACAGUAACACUUUAAAAGACUUUUUAAACGGAAUAGCGCGGAUUUCCCUCCAGUUUUAAAGUAAAAGAGUCCGCUGAUAUCCGAGCUUUUGACAUCGACUGGUGGUUGUUUUUGUUGAUAUGUUGUUACAGCUCAGUUGACAGACUGGAGGCUAGCUGCUUGUUUGGACGGCUAUGAACUGGGGCUUGCUGGUCCGCUAAUUACAGCUUUUCUUUGGACAACGUUGAAACUGUCCGUCGAAACCUACUAGCUGUGAGCUAAUUUGCUGCUUGUAUGCCAAAUUAUCUGCCUAGUUUGCCAGCAAGCUAUUAAGGGUCAGUUUGCUAGCUAGCCUGUUGUUAGCAUCAACAUUUGCACAUUCAUCCUUUCAGGGAGAGUUCAUUGUCUCAGUAGGUACUGGCUACCUGUACAUGUUUCUGUAUUAUUUUAGAGCUUUAUUCGCUAAUCUUUAAUAUAAUUUAUGUAAUACUGAAGCUAAAUGCUAACUUUGGUUUCUGAACAAGCUAACUAGUGGUAAACAUAUAUCCAGUGUAACUCAAGGAGACGGCUGUUUCUGCUUCAUUGCCUCACUGGUAGUUGCACUAAAUUACAUUAUUAAAACCGUUGUGUUUGAAAUUCAUGUUGCGAAAACUAGUUUGAUAUAUUGUAUUAUUGUUGAGAGUUAGUUGUUACAGUGAGUGGAUCACCUCCCCUUUUAACAUGCAGCUAUUUUAAGUUGAUUUAGUCAUUGUAUUUGGGCACUUCAGUUUUCAGUAUUAUCACAUUUUAAGUAACUGCUAUCGGAAAUAGCUGGUACUGUUGUUCAAGCUGUUCAAAUAAGCACUGCUCUGUAUUCAAGUUCAACUUGUAAGAAACGAUGAGCGGGCAUGGCUCAUCUUCAGAAAAAGGAGUCAAUACUAGCCUAAUAUGUCAAGAGAGCUAUGUCUGUGGUGGCUCUGAAGAGGCUGCAUUUGAGUGUGAUGAAUGCAAAAGCUUGCAGUGUGUUCGUUGUGAGCUCGAGCUCCACAGGCAGGAGAGUCUGAAGAACCAUGAGCGGGUUCAGAUAAGACCUGGGCAUGUCCCUUGCUGUGACAACUGUAAAGGAGGUAACGGAGACAAUGGCAAACGCCAUAGAUCUGUGGUCCGCUGCCAGAACUGCAAAGUUAACUUGUGCCAAGACUGCCAGAAACGCACACACAGUGGAGGCAACAAGAAGAAACACCAGCUCACAUCUUAUCCUCCACCACCUAAACCUGCCGAGGUCAAAUCUGUCCAGACAUCUGUCCCGCCCGCUGUCCAAAUAGCAGAUGAGACCAAAUCUCAGAAAACAAAACUUCUGGAGAAGAUUUCCAGUUUUCUCUUGGUUGAUGAAAAUGAGGAAAUGCAGAUAAAAGAUGAAUCUUCAUUUGUAAAGACCCUGAGCUGUAACCCUGACCAGCUGCUGAAGGUGGUGUCCAUCUUUGGUAACACGGGAGAGGGCAAAUCUCACACCCUGAAUCACGCAUUCUUCAUGGGCAGAGAAGUGUUCAAAACCUCUCCCACACAAGAGUCCUGUACAGUGGGUGUGUGGGCGGCGUUUGACCCCUUCCGUAAAGUAGUAGUCAUCGACACAGAGGGGCUGCUUGGGAACAGUUCCAAACAGGGCCAGAGAACCCGUCUCUUGCUCAAGGUGCUUGCCAUCUCCGACCUCAUCAUCUACCGCACCCAUGCUGACCGUCUUCAUGAUGACCUCUUCAAGUUCCUCGGGGAUGCCUCGGAUGCUUACUUGAAGCAUUUCACUAAGGAACUGAAGGCCACAACGGCCCGCUGUGGCCUGGAUGUCCCUCUGUCCACCUUGGGCCCUGCAGUGGUCAUCUUCCAUGAAACAGUCCACACUAAGCUGCUUGGUUCAGAUAAGUCAUCUGAGUCAGUAGAUCGGCUGCUAUCGGAGCGCUUUAAGAAGCUUUCCCGUUUCCCAGAGGCCUUUAGCUCUGUCCAGUACUGGGGCACGCAGACUCUCAGCCCCCCGACUGACUUCCGUGGCCUGCAGAAUAAACUGGAGCAGCUCCUGGAUAACAACGCCACCCGUUCCCCACGCACCCCUGUGGUCAUCUUCAAAGCCCUGCAGGCAUUGAGUGAGCGUUUUAAUGGGGAAAUUACAGGUGAGCUUGUAGCCCACAGCUGCUUCUUUCCUGAUGAGUACUUCACCUGCUCCAGCCUGUGCCUCAGCUGUGGAUCUGGCUGCAAGAACAGCAUGAACCACUUAAUAGAAGGAGUGUGCCAUGAGGCAAAGCGCCGUUGUCGUUAUUCUGUUCAGUAUGAUAAUCGGAUUUACACCUGUAAGACUUGCUAUGAAGGGGGAAAGGAAGUGAUAGUUGUCCCUAAGACCUCCGCUUCCUCAGACUCUCCAUGGAUGGGCCUCGCCAAAUACGCCUGGUCUGGGUACGUUAUUGAAUGUCCCAACUGUGGAGUGAUCUAUCGGAGCCGUCAAUACUGGUAUGGGAACCAGGACCCUGUGGAUACAGUUGUCCGCACUGAGAUCCAGCAUGUAUGGCCAGGGUCAGAUGGCUUUUUAAAGGACAAUAGCAAUGCAGCACAGCGUCUGCUGGAUGGAGUCAACCUAGUGGCCCAGUCUGUGUCAGAGCUCAGUGUCAAGCCUGCUAAGGCCGUCACCUCUUGGCUGACAGAUCAGAUCGCCCCAGCCUACUGGAAACCCAACUCCCUCAUCUUGGUGUGCCAUAAGUGUCACGCAGUCUUCCAGGACAACGACACCAAGCAUCACUGCCGUGCCUGUGGGGAGGGCUUCUGCGAUGGCUGCUCUUCCAAAGCUGCACCCGUCCCUGAGAGAGGCUGGGGUCUUGCCCCCGUCAGAGUCUGUGACAUCUGCUUCGAGCAGAGAGCUACAUACGCAGAGAUGAUUGAGGCAGAGCUCGAGGAGGAAGAAGGUGGAACCCUCGCCAGGAAGGUUGGAGAAGCAGUCACCAACACCAUUGGAGUUGUGGUCACUGCUAUUGACAUCCCACUUGGCCUUGUGAAAGAUGCCGCCCGUCCUGCCUACUGGGUGCCUGACCAGGACAUCCUGUCCUGUCACAACUGCCAGCGCGAGUUCACUGCCAAGCUGUCAAAGCACCACUGCCGUGCCUGUGGCCAAGGAGUGUGUGAUGACUGCUCCCCGGAGCGUCGGCCGGUUCCAUCGCGGGGCUGGGACCACCCUGUGCGGGUGUGCGCCAGCUGCAACCAGAAACCUGGAGAACUUUAACAGGGACGGCCUUCCUUCCUCAGAGCACCAGAGAGAACCACUCACUCACUCAGCUCGCAGUCUGUCACUGCUUUACCUCUGUUAAUAUAAUGGUUCUGUCUUGUAUCUGUGGAAAGGAAGUUUUUAGGCAUAAAUAAUAUAUAGAACAUUUAGCUGAGUUCCUGUGGCCUUUGUAGAACAGCCAGAACAUGUGAGUUACUUGACUGAGUGUGAAACCUGCAUUUCCACUCUGAUUAUUUACAGAGUGAAUAUUUUGAUUGGUAUUGACGCAAGUCCCUAAUUUUACGUUAAAUAAGGCUGUUGAGCUAUUUUUCUACUAUCAGAAAAUAUUAAAAAAAAAAGUAUCAUUUAAAGAAUAUUAGUUAGUUGAGAACCCCGUGGGGUUGGUGUGAUUAGUUUCCAGCAAUUCUUAUUAUUGAACAUUGUUUCUCUGAUGUCGCACGUGUAAUGACAAGGAGAUAUUUUUUAUCUUUUUAUUUUAUAUCCGUGCAGGUAUAACUGCAGGGUCCAUUGCAUGCUGUAUUGCAACAUUUUAGUUUUUGCACUAAGCCUUUUCAGCUGUUAUAGGCUGUUGCUUACCAUGGCCAAAAUCCAGAUAUCCAGAUGAUCAAGUAGUCUGUCCCAAACUGAGCUGAAAUUUACAACAGUAGGUCUAGAUUGUGGAUAUCUGGUGUGCCAAAAAUCAUUCAGGUCACUGUGUCUGUGGUGAUAUAAUGUCUAUAUUUUAUCAUGUAAUUUGUAGUUGUAUGAAAACAUAGAACUAUGUUAUAGGAGUGUACAUUUGAAAUGUUGAAAAUUAUUUAUGUGUUGAGGAUAAAAAAAAAAACUACAUACUAAUACUCUGGCAUGCAUGACAGUCUGAGAGAUCCAUGGCCUUUUACUUGUUCAGAGGAUGAUCUCUGAAUAAACCUCACUAUCUUAUUUACCAAGUGGCAUUUUAGUGUAUCCAUGUUAUAAGAUGUAUGUAUUUCAUGUUCACAUUUGUUCUCUUGACACCUUGAUUUAAUUUUUUUUCUAAAUAUGUACAGUUGUCUGCUUGGUUGUAUGGGUAUUGAUUUGCAGAACUGAAGAAUAUCCAAAUAUGUCUUCAAACCAGUUUUACAUAUUACACUCAUGCCUCCAGGUCUACGUAGGCACAGACUCCUGGCAACACAUUUUAGUUCUGUUUUAGCUCUUCACAGCUUGUGUUUCCGUUAUUAUACAUCCGUUAUUGAUAUUAAGUAUUUUCAUUUUCUGGUUUUUGUUUGACACUAUUUACUGUAUGGAUAUUUAUUAUACUCCGUAGUGACUGUAUGCAAACUACUCUUUUUUUCCCCCAUAUUGUUUGUCUUUAUUUUUUUGUCUUUAAAAUUGAUGCUUGAAUCUGGCAAUGAUGAGAUGGUAAACCAUAUUUAGUGACUGAGAGCUUUACAUCUGGAUAUCAUACAAAGCACAAGGUGAUGCCUUUAACACAUUCUUGUAUUUUGUUGUUAAAAAUGAAAAAACGGGUCUUUGUCAAUUGUAAGCUGAGUGAAUUCUCCGUUUGCUUUCUCCUAACGUGGAACUUUUUGGUUCUGAUGAGAAAAUGUUGUGUCUGCCUUGCCUGAAAAUAGAUUUAUCUGUCUGAAUGUUGCAUCACACACAAACACCCUCCUCUAAAAUGCGUACAUGUAUAUUGCACAGUACAGAAUAGGAAAUACAUCAUGUCAAAUUACUUGUCCUGUAGUUUAUUCCCAUGCAAAUUGUGCAGUCUGUUGCUUCAGAUAUUUGCAUUGUGAUGUCCAGUUUUUUCAAUUAGGUUGGGUGCUAUCAUCAACACUUCUCACAUACAGACUACAGAUCAAGCAGAAAUGAUUGAUACAUUUAAAACUGUUGGAAACUAACUUGAAGAUUAAUGAUUAAAGUUGUAUCAGCUCCCAUCUGUCAAAACAUAA